Dichomitus squalens LYAD-421 SS1 is the source of this 408-nucleotide messenger RNA. RefSeq lists its product as uncharacterized. The transcript has 3 exons. NCBI's taxonomy places the organism in Eukaryota, Fungi, Basidiomycota, Agaricomycetes, Polyporales, Polyporaceae. The record is from RefSeq and is a predicted model, not a curated record. The annotation marks the transcript as partial.
AUCUUCUCCGUCGUCAAGUCGGCUCAUGCUCUUGCUGCUUCCUACAAUGCCCUCCAAAAUCUUCAUGCGUAUAUUCGUGCUCAGAAUGAUGCUGAGGCAAAGCUGUUCGAAUCUCAGGUCCCAACAUUCCUUGGGCGCACGAAGAACCUGAAACCUUUGGAGGUGGUUCGCGACAUCGGCGGCUUUCCUAAAGGCUGCGAGUCUGAAUUUCCCACCCCGACUGUCUUCCUGCACGUGCUCGUCAGGGGUCAAGUAGAUCUAGACGGCGAGAGCAAUAAGAGCAGGAAGAAGCUCGACCUAGCUAAGAUGAGCUCGUCAAAGAUCCAGAAGGUCGAGUCUCAGGUCGACUAUGAGUUAGCUGUUUCCGCGAAUGUCCGCCUAGCCGACGAGAAGGUACGCCAUGAUUUG